AUGGAUUUGACGUUAUUGGGUGUGAAUUUUUGUUACGCAACGUCGAAUCAUAUAGCACUUGCUACGGCCGAGUUAGUAACGUGCAUUGUUCUGAGUACCGAUGAUGAAUUAUCAUGUCCCCAAUGGUACAUUUGGCGAUGUAUUUUAACAGAUGAUAAAGAUAUCAAGCAUACGGAAGACUUAUUCAUUCUCUGUGAACGAAUUUUUUCAAUCGGUGGCGUAUGGUCGUCAAAAAAUAACUCAUCAUAUAUCAAAUUUACAAUUUAUUGUGCGUAUUAUGUAUCAUUUCUUACAUUGUCUUAUGUCGACCUCUUCGAAAUCAUUGGCAAUCUCCAAUUGACAGUAAUGAAUAUGGUAGAAACAGUAGUUUACACGAUCACAUUCAUGAUGAUACUCGUGAUACGUUUUAGCAGCCUACUAAGAGAAGUUAUUGAGAUAACGAAACAAAAUAUUAGGGAGUAUCGUUUUGAAAAUAAUGAUGAGAAAAUAAUUUACAAUACUUAUCAUUAUGUGUCGAAAAUAUUCUUUAAAGUUUCGAAUAUUUGUAUGAUUAUCACCGUGACGUUAUCAUACAUCAGGCCUUUGAUGAAUUUUGCUAUCAGUUCAGUUAAGGACAACAGUACAAAUAUUUACAUUUUACCUGUUCGAAUAUAUACUUUCUUUGAAUUAUCAAAUACUCGUGAUUACAUUCUCUUUUAUCUUUAUCUCCUUCCAAUAAUCUACAUGUCAAUGUGUCACAUGACAGCAAUAUGUGUGCUCGUCAAUUUGGUUCUUUACAUCUGUGCUGACUUGUCCAUUUUGGCAUACCGCAUACGGAAUAUUGCUAUAAUAUCAGAGAAGGAUGUUCAUCACAGAAUUCGCUUCCUUAUUAAAAUGCAUUAUAAGACUAUUUGUAUGAAAAUUUAUUUCUUUCAUGACAGGAUUGCUAAGUCAUUAGAUGAUGCCCUCAAUAUCGUUCUUUUAGACGAAUUACUAGGAAACAGUAUAGUAUUGGCAAUCUCUAUGUAUUAUGUUCUAAUAGUGCGUAUAAUUUUUAUUAUAUUACAAUUUUUUAGUUAUGAUACAUCGGAAAUAGCAACUUCCUGUACCUUCAUCUUCUUUUCCUUAACAGCUCUUACAAUGCUUUACGGAUUCUGUGUUAUUGGAGAUCAAUUAACAGAAAAGGUUUUUAAAGACUUUAACAAAAUAAAACUAUUAAAAUUAAUUCUUUUUUUAUUUCAGAGUCAGAACGUCCUAGAUGCAUACUACGAAUGCAAUUGGCAAGAUAUGUCAUGCAGUACAAAAAAAUCACUUCUCAUAUGUAUGAUAAGAGCACAAAAAUAUUUGUAUUUAACUGGAGGAAAAUUUUAUAUAUUUUCUUUGAUUGGUUUUACUGAUGUAAGUUUAAUUUUACUAAUAACAAACUAAAAAUUUAAUAAAAAGCCUUAUAAUCUAUAACUUGAAUUUUCUGUACAGGUUCUAAAGUCGUCCGUGGCGUACUUAU
This is a messenger RNA of Polistes dominula (European paper wasp), 1483 nucleotides long. RefSeq lists its product as uncharacterized. The record is from RefSeq and is a predicted model, not a curated record. NCBI's taxonomy places the organism in Eukaryota, Metazoa, Arthropoda, Insecta, Hymenoptera, Vespidae.